Salvelinus fontinalis (brook trout) is the source of this 3311-nucleotide messenger RNA. RefSeq names its product T-box transcription factor TBX6L-like. Gene Ontology annotation, molecular function: DNA-binding transcription factor activity, RNA polymerase II-specific; RNA polymerase II cis-regulatory region sequence-specific DNA binding. The transcript has 10 exons. The record is from RefSeq and is a predicted model, not a curated record. Bases 242 to 2011 code for a protein of 589 amino acids. Gene Ontology annotation, biological process: regulation of transcription by RNA polymerase II; heart looping; positive regulation of DNA-templated transcription. NCBI's taxonomy places the organism in Eukaryota, Metazoa, Chordata, Actinopteri, Salmoniformes, Salmonidae. Gene Ontology annotation, cellular component: nucleus.
CACACACACACACACACACACACACACACACACACACACACACACACACACACACACACACACACACACACACACACACACACACACACACACAUACACACCUCUGUCUUCUUCCAUAUGGGAGGGAAAGGUAUAGGGGAUAGCUGCCCUAAUCACAUCUCAAGUGCAUAUCCCUGAGCUCGAGUUUGGAGUAAAUCAGAGAGAAAUUAACAACAAGAGCGCUGACUGGAGCUCCAAGGCCAUGUAUCUGCAUGAGGAGAGGCUGCUGUGUGGUGACUACCCACUCAACUCUCAGCACAGGAACUAUGGCUAUUGUCCACCAGAUUGGAAAGAUGCGGUUCGACGGGGCCAGUCUUGGAACGGCGGUGGUAAAGUCGGGUGUGAACCCGAGCUUUCAGCUCUUCAAGUUCGGGUGUCGCUCCAGGGUCGCGAGCUAUGGGAACAAUUUGGCGAUAUAGGAACUGAGAUGCUCAUCACCAAAACAGGAAGGCGUCUGUUUCCAAGCUGCAGAGUCACUGUGACAGGGUUGAAUCCUCAGGCAAAGUAUGUGUUGAUGAUGGACAUGGUCUCAUUUGGCGACGACAAAUACAAGUGGAGCAGGGAUCGCUGGGAAGUGAGUGGUAUGACCGAGCCACGUCUUCCCAAUCGCUUCUUCAUCCACCCAGACUCUCCCUCACCUGGGGAGAGGUGGAUGCAAUACCCCGUCUCCUUCCACAAGCUCAAACUCACCAACAACACCCUCAACUCCAGUGGCCUGGUGGUUCUUCACUCCAUGCAUAAGUACCAGCCCCGUCUGCACAUCGUCCAGUCUCCAGACCCCUAUAACCCUCUGUCAGGGGGCUACCUGCGCUUCACCUUCCCCGAGGCAGCUUUCAUAGCUGUCACUGCCUACCAGAACUCAGAGAUAACAAAGCUCAAGAUAGACAACAACCCCUUUGCAAAAGGAUUUCGUGACAAUGGGCUGAACAGAAAAAGGUUCAGAGAAAAGGAAGGUCAGAGCUCCGAAAAACUAAAUGAAAGACAACUCCAGAUGGAAUUGAAAUCUUCAAAUGUAGGAUCCAGACCAGUGGAGUCAGAUGAUGAGGCUGAUGUCAUCGUCUCAAGCUCUAGCUCAGUGAAUUCCUAUGGUGCUGCAGGAUCCAGGACUGAUGACAUCACAUCUCUCUCUGCUGCACCUAACCCCUUAAUCUCUGCCUUCAUGAACUGGGGGGCUGCGGCUGCAGCCCUGCCCUGUGGCCAGGAGGGAUGGGGGAUCCAGGAUCCAAUGACCCACAACACCCACACAUACAACACACUUACUACCAGGGACAAUGGCAGCCCUGGGCAGCAUAACGAAGCCAGGCAUACUGGUUUAUCAAACGUUGCUUCUCCUCUCUUCCUCCCACACCCUCCACUGGGCCAGACUCACCACCUAGGGUCUGUUGGCUUCAGGAGGCCCCAGGCGCAGAGCAGGAAACCAGUGGGGCCUCACCCACCUCACCACCGAGGAGGUCCAAGUGGUCCAGCACCAGAACUCUCCCAUAGCCAUAGCCACAGCCACACAUCAGACCACCAGCCCCAGCAGCCACAGCCCCAUCAGGCUGAGUUUGACUACCCUCUCCACCUGCCCCCAAAGGUCAGCAGGAUGUACCUACCUGAGAGUGCCCUGCGUAGCCUGGAGAUGAGCCCCUCCCCCUCGGUGUCCGGCAACCCUUGGUCCCUCACCGACAUGCUCAACAGGAUCCACAGCAGGGAAGGGUCUGGGAUCAACUCAGUAAGCCCCCAGGGGAAGCUGCUCCAGGCCCAGGCCCAGUAUGAGAGGCCAGGCCUGGAGCUGGGGGUGAACAGGGAGCUCCGGCCACCACAGCCCAAUCCACCACUACCUGAUCAUGAGCCAGAGUACCUGCCUCUCCACAACAUGAUGUGCUACCACCAGAACAGCUUGAUUGGCUUUGCUGGGCUGCUAAGAGACAACAAUGUGGACCCUAGAGUACCCUCCUGGGAUCCUGGUGUUUGCAAUCAUCCAGUUUAAACCAGCCUGCUAUGAGGACUACGUGUAUCCCCCGUGGGCUCAGGGGAUUGGCUGGGUCAUCGCCAUGGCAUCCAUCAUCUGGAUCCCCCUCAGAGCUCUUCUUACACUGUGGGUUCUGCCUGGCUUUUUCAAUGAGAUACUGAAUUACUAUAUACUCAUCUGUCAGUCUCUAUCUCUCUCUCUCUCUCUCUAUUCAUCUACCUACCUAUAGCAUUAUUGCAACUUUAGUACAACACCUGCAACCUCCUCAAGAGGUUCUGGUGUAAUGGCUAUGCUAAGGUGUUGGACAAAAUUCAAUUUUUGUGUCCUUUUUGCCAUGUUUCAUAAAAGUUUUGUCUUCCUCCCCCGAGAGAUUAGUAAAGUUAAUCGCCCCCUAUUCACCGGAGAAUGAGAAGUCAAAAGUACCAUACUACCUGGGGAUGGGAGGACAGACAUACCCAAACAUAGCAGUCAUCAGCUGCUUUGCUCCUCUACCAGAGAAGCCUCACAUUCAGACAAACCUCUGAUACUGACUCUCCCUACUGAUGGCCUCUGUGCCUGUGAGGUAGGGACUAUGAUAGGCUUGGAGAGCCAGGUGAGGGUUCACUCUGUAUGUCGAGCUUGAUUCACAUUGGGGCUGGAAACCAAACUGUGGACUGUCUGUGGCCUCAAGAACUGACCACUAUUGGUGUCACUUGAGACUUAUACAGUAUUACAGAUUCAUCAAUGGGGAUGUGGCUGGUUCUCCAAGUGAAUGUCAAGACCUUUUUUGAACACUAUUAUAGUCAAUAAUGUGAAAACAAAUACACAAAAUUGAUAUUUUACAUCCAAGAAGCUUACCUACCUCUGUUUUGAGUCAUCAGAAUGGAAUAUGAUGAGGAGUGGGUAGUGGUAAACAUGACGGAUAGGCCUUAACUAACAUGUCCAUAUGUUGCACUGUCUGAGCUUUGGUACUAUGUCACGUAAAUAAAAAUAAAAAAAAUAUGCCACAUGUUGCCAUGGAUAAUCUAAGUCAAUGAUCUUAGAACUGGUUGUUUGGCUACAUAUUAUAUAUUAUGUAAAAUAUUCAUUGCAAUCUGACAAAGGGUUACGUUCCGUGACUCAUAAAUGAUAAGUUACCAUUGUAAAAUGAUUGUAAAUUAUACAGUAUAUCAACAUUUAUUUGAUAUACUGUAUAUUAAAAAAAUACUAAAAUAAAAUGUUUGAAAGGAAAUUUAAUCAGGCAUAAUUAUGUCAAGUAUUAUAAAACCUCAAAAUAAUCAGGAUAUUGUCAUUGUAGUAGGAUAAAUACUGUACAACUCCUGUCAUGUUGUGUAAAGUA